CUUUUCCAACACACAGCUACCCGACAAUUCUCAAUCAUUACGGGAGUAUUUAAAACAGACUUCCGUUUCUUUCGAGUCAGGAUGCUGUCUCAUGACCUUUUUAUCAUCUGUCUACGAUUAACCCCUCGAUCUAGUGCCGAAAGCAAUGGCUCUACCGACUUUCAAGCAGUACUUCCUCCCAGAAAAGAACGGUUUCGACAGACUUAUGCUUCGUGAUGUCUUGAAGGUCUCCCCCAAGAAGGGGGAAAUUCUGGUGCGAAUCAAGGCCGUCUCUCUGAACUGGAGAGAUGGCAUCAUUGCCGAGGGCACGUACCCGUUUCCAGGCCCUGAUGCCCUUGCCCCCGGUAGUGAUGGAGCAGGUUAUGUUGAAGAAGUUGGCGAAUGUGUCUCAGAGUGGAAAGCCGGCGACCGUGUUCUAGCAAACUUCACCCAGGAACAUAUUGCUGGCCGACUAACGCCACUAACCUUGCUGACCCAGCUUGGCGGGGAGUCCCAAGGCCUCCUGGGUGAAUAUUUCAUCUUCCCCAGGACAGGCGUGGCCCGUAUUCCGGAUUACCUUUCCUAUGAAGAGGCAUCGUGCCUACCUUGUGCGGCGCUGACAGCUUGGAAUGCGCUAUACGGUCUGACGCCUAUUCGUCCCGGCCAAACAGUCCUUCUGCAGGGUACCGGGGGUGUAUCCACAUUUGCAUUGCAAAUUGCCUCCGCGGCCGGUGCAACGACUAUUGUCACCUCGUCCUCGGAUGAGAAGCUGGCCAAGGCGAAACAACUCGGCGCAACCUACGUGAUAAACUACCGGACGACGCCAGAUUGGGCCACUGAGGCCAAGAGAAUCACAGAUGGUCGUGGGGUGGACCAUAUUAUCGAAGUUGGAGGGACGCUCACAUUGCAAGCCUCUUUUGAUGCUAUCGCGAUGCACGGGGUCAUCCAUUGUAUCGGCCAUAUCACGAAUCCGGAUCCUCUAGGUGCAGGGAAAAAUCUCCGAGGCCCAGAUGCCGCAUUUCUUGCUCUAGACCGGCUUUGUAUUUUGAGAGGCGUGGUGGUGGGUUCAUUGGAACAAUUGGAGGAAAUGAUGCUUUGCUUUCAGGCAAAGUCUAUUCGGCCAGUUAUUGACCGUGUUUUUGACUUUGGUGACGUUAGGAAAGCUUAUGAUUAUUUAUGGAGUUCGAGUCAUACUGGAAAGGUUGUGAUUCGGGUUCCCCAAGUGUAAAUGCGUAUGCUAGAUAAUAGUUCUCCGCCGUUGUUUCACUUUUGAUAUUACAGAUUCAGAGAUUCUAUAGUGAGUCCUAGUGAAUAGGAUCAAUAAAUAAUUUGUC
Messenger RNA from Aspergillus alliaceus, 1313 nucleotides. Its product is annotated as zinc-dependent alcohol dehydrogenase family protein. The record is from RefSeq and is a predicted model, not a curated record. The transcript has 2 exons. Lineage: Eukaryota; Fungi; Ascomycota; Eurotiomycetes; Eurotiales; Aspergillaceae. Gene Ontology annotation, molecular function: oxidoreductase activity. Bases 146 to 1207 code for a protein of 353 amino acids.